GGGCAUCAGAAGCAAGUUCUCAAUGCAGAUGUCCAUCAUGGCUUGGUCCUGUCUCCUCUUAACACUCUUUAUUCAGUGCAGAGGAUCCUGGGCCCAGUCUGUGGUGACUCAGCCACCCUCAGUGUCCAGGAACCCGGGUCAAAGCCUCACCAUCUCCUGCACUGGAAACAGCAACAACAUAGGGCACAGUAAUAAUGGAAAAUAUGUAGAAUGGUACCAACAGUUCCCAGGAAUGGCCCCCAGGCUUCUUAUAUAUGAAACUACCAAGCGAUAUUCUGGGGUCCCUGAUCGCUUCUCUGGCUCCAAGUCUGGCAACACAGCCUCCUUGACCAUCACAGGGCUCCAGUCUGAGGAUGAGGCUGAUUAUUAUUGCUGUGUUGGGGAUGUUAGUCUCAAUGCUGACACAGUGCUCCAGGCCAGUGGGGAAGUGAAACAAAAACUUCCUUUUACCCCAAUGAUGAUAUAUAAUGCUUCAAGUAAAAUAGGGAUAUUACCCAUGAUCACAUCUCUGAGUUCUCAGUUACAAAAUCAUCUUCAUCAGGAAUUGGCAAAUAGAACAUUUAAUUUUGUGUCUUCCUUUAUAGGAUCCUGGGCCCAGUCUGUGGUGACUCAGCCAUCCUCAGUGUCCGGGAACCUAGGGCAGAGCAUCACCAUCUCCUGCACUGGAAACAGCAACAACAUAGGGCACAGUAAUGAAGGAAAAUAUGUAGAUUGGUACCAACAGUUCCCAGGAAUGGCCCCCAAGCUUCUUAUAUAUGAAACUACCAAGCGAUAUUCUGGGGUCCCUGAUCGCUUCUCUGGCUCCAAGUCUGGCAACACAGCCUCCUUGACCAUCACAGGGCUGCAAUCUGAGGAUGAGGCUGAAUAUUAUUGUUCUGUUUGGGAUGUUAGUCUCAGUGCUCACACAGUGCUCUAGGCCAGUGGGGAAGUGAAACAAAAACUACUUUUUGCCCCAAUGAUGAGAUCCUGGUCCCAGUCUGUGGUGACUCAGCCAUCCUCAGUGUCCAGGAACCUGGGGCAGAGCAUCACCAUCUCCUGCACUGGAAACAGCAACAACAUAGGGCAUAGUACUGCAGGAAAAUAUGUAGAAUGGUACCAACAGUUCCCAGGAAUGGCCCCUAGAAUCCUCAUAUACCAAACUACCAAGCGAUAUUCUGGGGUCCCUGAUCGCUUUCCUGGCUCCAAGUCUGGCAACACAGCCUCCUUGACCAUCACAGGGCUCCAGUCUGAGGAUGAGGCUGAUUAUUAUUGCUUUGUUGGGGAUGUUAGUCUCAGUGAUCACACAGUGCUCCAGGCCAGUGGGGAAGUGAAACAAAAACUACUUGUUACCCUGGUAAUGACUAAAUCUGUAGCUUUUUACUCUAAGCUGUGUAUUGAUUCUUCCUUAGAGAUGUAUCAUGUGUCAUAA
Molecule: messenger RNA, 1408 nt
Organism: Erinaceus europaeus (western European hedgehog)
Lineage: Eukaryota; Metazoa; Chordata; Mammalia; Eulipotyphla; Erinaceidae
Exons: 5
Biological process (GO): immunoglobulin production; immune response
Source: RefSeq, a predicted model, not a curated record